Sorghum bicolor (sorghum) is the source of this 888-nucleotide messenger RNA. RefSeq lists its product as uncharacterized. Lineage: Eukaryota; Viridiplantae; Streptophyta; Magnoliopsida; Poales; Poaceae. The transcript is spliced from 2 exons. The coding region runs from base 1 to 888 and encodes 295 amino acids. The record is from RefSeq and is a predicted model, not a curated record.
AUGUCGGACAUCGCAAAGAGGGAUUUCGAGAUGCUCGCCGUGGAUGGCAGCAACUACCUCACUUGGGCGACCGACAUCGAGAUCAGACUCGAUGGAAUGGGCCUCGAUCAUACCAUUGUCCAGCUUGAAGCUGGCAAGGAUGAACGCACAAAGCAGGACAAGGCAAAGGCGUUGCAUUACCUGCGACACCAUCUUCAUCCUGACUUGAAGUGCGAAUACAUGACGGAGAAGGAUCCGCUAGUCUUAUGGCAGUCCCUGAAGGACCGCUUCAGCCAGCAGCUGACUAUUGUGCUCCCCAGAGCACAACAAGACUGGAUCAAUCUACGCUUCCAAGACUUUAAGUCUGUGGUUGCGUACAACUCCGCUUUGCACAGGAUUGUGAGCAAACUGCGUCUAUGUGGCCAGAAGAUCACUGACGCUGAUAUGAUCGAGAAGACCUUGUCCACCUUCCACCCCGGCAACAUUGUACUUCAACAGCAGUAUAGAAACUCAAGGUACACCAAGUACUCUGAGUUGAGUGAAGUACUAUCUGUUGCCGAACAACAGAAUGAGGUUCUCAUGAACAAUCAUUCUGCCCGCCCUACUGGUUCUAUAGCUGUGCCUGAAGCACAUGCUAAUAUUGUUGAGAGUUCUCGCAACCGCAAAAGGAGCCGUGGAAGGGGAAAGUGGAGGGGGAAGAAGGGUGCCAUGUUCAAGGUCAAAGGAAAGGGAAACCCAAAGAGCAAAAACAAGAGUAAAGGUCAGCAUGAGUCCCACUUCCUCACUGAGCCUGAAGCUCGGCCUGAGAAGCACGACGACGGGGUCGUCGGUGCAAGUGGAGACGUCCGAAUGGAUGAGAGUGAGGACAACCUUCUUGAUGACUUUGAUAUAUUUGGAGACGUGCAGUAA